Heterotrigona itama is the source of this 4103-nucleotide messenger RNA. The record is from the annotation of a GenBank genome assembly. Lineage: Eukaryota; Metazoa; Arthropoda; Insecta; Hymenoptera; Apidae.
AAAAAAAAAAAAAGAAGAAGAACACGAGCUAUCUCCGCCUCAUUCAUGCAUCUAUCACGACACGCUGGACGAACGCGAGGGCGUUCGAUAUAGGAGAAAAACAGAGGUUGCACGUGGUGCGCGAAUGCUCGUACCUGUUCACGUUCCGUUUCUUCUCGCCCCUACCCACGGCUCCUUUUCUGCCUACCAUGACUAACGCAGGCCCGAUCGAGAAAGCUCGAGUCGUGGUAUAAAAGUGAACGAGCCUCGCCGCGUUCUCGCUAGUACGUUUUACGCGCCCGAGCUGGAACGAACAACUCCUCUGUCUCUUCUCUUCCCUUCAGAACGGAGCUCUCCUCCUCUCGCCUCGUUACUUCUCUUUCAAUCCUUCACCAGCGGAAAGUGAAGUGACCGCUUAGAAGUUACAUUUAAAUUUCAACAGUUUCGAAGAUCCUCUUUCGAGGAAAACUGAGAGUUUAGAGGACGACAAGCGGGAGAGAAGCGCUUUUAUAAGUUGAUAAUAAGUUGAAAGGGCUGUGAGACAGGAGUGAAGCAGAAGAAAAAUGCCCGUUGAAUUGGAACCAGUUGCACCGGUCACACACAACUCGUGUUCACCUUGCAAUGGAGAGAAGAAGAUGAACAAGCUGUGCAGGCAGGUGUCGAUCGACAGCCCGAGCGUGACGGGUCGUGAAUGGGUGUUCAGCUUCGACGUUCCGGUUCCGGACGUGCCGGCUCACGGUGCCCGGAUCCGUGUGAUGUGCGCGGGUGCUUGUUACCAUCCUCGUCGUUCGCCAAGCCUGUCCAGCCUAACCUCCGUGUCCAGCGGAAGCAGCUUGGCCACGGAAGUCUCUCUGGAGGGUGACUUCCCGGUGUCGUUGCCCCACCACGGAGUCCGCGACGCGGCCCUGUUCCCCGGCUACGAAGUCGCAGGAGUGAUCGAGUCACUCGGGGCGAACGUUCCCGAAGAUUGCGGGUACACGGUCGGUGAUCGAGUGAUCCUCUAUCCUUACGAGGGCAUACCGAACGGAUACGUUGAGUACCUGGUCGUUCACGAUCUCAAGUAUCUCAUCAAAAUACCUGACAACGUUAGCCUCAGCGUGGCGGCCAUGUUGCCAGCCGGCGCUCUCUUAGCCAUGAACACCGUUUUCGCUGCCCACGAGCACGUGCAAGCGCUGCUGAAGCAGAGAGGCGAGAAGAGCGUCUGCAAGAUCUUGAUCGUUGGUACCGGCGGUUUGGCACUCUGGGCGCUCAGGAUCGCGGCCUAUCACUUCAGCAACAUGAAGGACAGGGUCACCAUCACGAUUGCCUCGUUGAAAGACGAUGGGCUGACUAUGGCGCAAGAAUUCCAACGGGUGAACGUGGUACAAUGGAGCGAGGAUCUGUACGAGAAACAGCUGAUCGAGCGGACGAUGGACGCGUGUCAAGGUCACGUGGACGUGGUGAUCGAUUUCGGGACGACGUCGCGCAGCCUUCACCGGAGCAUGCAGUGCCUGAGCAAGGGAGGAGUGGUGUUCGUGAUCAAGGAAGUGGCCGAUCGAUUGCUGCCGAAGUUCAGCAGACGGGCGGAGGAAUGGCAGCAGAGUAUCAAGCCGGUGGAGCCCGGCACUUUGGAGCAACUGCGUGAGUUGGUCGAACUGGUGGCCUCCGGCGAGAUCGAGCCACCGCCGCACACUGUUUACCCCGCAGAGGAGGUCCUCGACGUGGUGCGCAAGCUGUGCCACUCCGAGAUACAGGGUCGCGCGAUCCUGCGUUUCUAUCCAGCGGACUAAAGGACUUCUCACACCGGGCUACGACAUCCUGUGCCGCGCGGAUCGGCACGAAAGAAAGAAGCGAAUUGACUGAGGAAGAAGAGACCGGGAGAGAAGAGACGAUCGAGGGCCGGAUCAACUUCGGUUAGAUUAGGUAUCGGAGGCCGAGUUGAACAUCGCUGAGCACAACACACGUGCGAUGCACACGUCGGGACACGGAAGAAUCGUCGAGAGCACGAAGUCAAAUUUUACGAAGCUUUUCCGUACAUGCGAGAUGCAAAGGGAGCGCAACAAGAGUAGUUCUUUUACGGAGAAUUAGCGUUAGAUGGCGUUGAAUGAUUAUUAAUCCUUGGACGAAGAGGAGUUUUUAGAUCGAUGCACCGCGUAUAUCACUGCGUAUAUUUAUCAACGAUAUGUAUCCUACGACGACGAUUAUCUUUGAUUCGUGUCACACGCGUAGAUUGUACGCUCUGUUACCGAUAAGAGCAACACUUGACUCGCGUCUUUCGUUUUUUUUUUUCGAUCGGUCGUUUGAUCACGCUUCCGAGGAACUUGUUGGAAAAUCGUAUUGUCGUAAAGUAGCAAAGAGGUAUUCGAGAAACGACGAUGUAAACGUAUACGGGAUACAUAUAUAUCACAGAGAGAAAGUUCGAGCGUUGAAUCGGAUAUAUACCGUUAUCGCGCAUGGGACUUCCCGUGGUUCUUUCGCUAUUGCUUUCACUUGACAACGUUUCAUUUUCGACUCGAGACUUUUGACAGCCUGACAAACAAUUGUGAAACAAUGUUUUAAUACGAGAUAUUUUUAACGUUCGAGUUUGUUGGAUUCGACUGAUUUGUGACCACGUGAAUACAACGUAAUUAUGCAGUGAAAUAUGUAUGUAUAUUGGGGAGAACGUUUCUGAAUACCUUACCCUAACUAUUGGACAAAGUUGUCGAUUAAUGACAACUGACUAAGUUAAGCCUCGGAUUUAGAUUUUAAUCUUACUUGGGUGUAAGAAACGAACAAACAUAAUGUAUAAGUUCGAUGUAUCAGAAGACGAUUAAUGGUACUGGUUAAAUAUUUAACGUCAAUUGAAUCGUAAUGAUCGUUAUGGUUUCGAGUUUUUAAUGUGUAACACCGGCCUGCAAUUGUUCAUCGAGCACCUCGAAGACGGAAGUACUCACAUUCAGAGCAGAGACUUUUCAAUGUGCACUCGGAAUAUAUUCGAUAUAACCAAAACGUGUGGAGUGACAACACAUUCUCCUAACAUCGUUAGGUGACGAACAAAUAAAGAAUCAUAUCUGCCGGCGGUUUUACAAAACGGAACUGUAAUUCACGCGAGAAGAAACGUUGCUUCACAACUAUUAAACUAGUAGAUUUGGUAAACGUUUUGCGUUUAACGAAUAACAUAACAUUUAUAAGACACGAUAUAUUGUCUCGUAAUCGGCACACGAGAAUUAUCUUCGUUGAAACGUGUUGUCGCAUUUCGGGGGGCAUUUUCGCGAGAAUUAUCCUUAGGCAUCAGUAUUUCUUUCUCACGUAGCGCAAUUUAGGGUUAAGUUGAUCGUUUUGUGCCGGAUACAAAAGAAAUAAUGAACCAUGUAUGCAACGUCGCAGUAACGUCGCUGUAUCUUGAAAGACUGUUCUCUUUAUUUAAGCGUAAUUAACUCUCGCCCUUUUUAUUUCUGUUCUUUUAUUUUUUUUUUUCUGUUUUUUUAAUUUUUCAUCGUAAACUUAGGUGAUAAUUUAACGGUGUGUAUACGCGUUAUCACACGUUAUUAUACCGAUUGUUCAUUGUGACAGUAAUUGUAUUAUAUUAUGGUAAUAAUAAUACAACAGAUUUAUUAAAAAUAAUUCAACCACCUGCCUCUUGUAUUUCAUGAAGCACCUUCGACAAUAGAUCCUUGGUUUUCUUUCUGUACAUUCUAUGGUGCUCCUAUCCACUGGUCUAUCGAAUGGUUGAUUGAUUGAAAUCAAUAAAACUUGUUAAUCCAUCGAAAGUGGGUUAAGCAGUUUUAAUUCAAGAUUUUAAUUCACAGUCAUAAAAGCGAAUAUACCCCAAGGACGUGCUGCUAUCCUAUUAAACUGCACUUUGCUUUUUAAACUGUCGUCUGUUUCCUUCUGUCCAGUUAACUCAUUGCCCUUGAUUGUAAUAAAUUGUCAUGUAGGCCGUGCAUUAGAUCAUCUUUUUAAUUCGCAUAAGACUAUCAUUAUACAAAUUAUGCGGGAUCAUUAUGUAAGGAGUUCAUUAUUUAUAUAACUAGUACAUAUCAGUACUUAGUUUGUGUUUGAAUAAUCAAUUUAUCCUAUUAUCCUGCUUCUUUCUUUGAUGCCUUCUGCCAAUACCAUUGAUUUAUCGGUUAUUAUUUAUAAAACUGACAACUCCUAUGUUCUCU